Messenger RNA from Pyricularia oryzae 70-15, 2974 nucleotides. RefSeq lists its product as uncharacterized. The transcript has 2 exons. Bases 792 to 2573 code for a protein of 593 amino acids. Gene Ontology annotation, cellular component: cytoplasm; nucleus. Gene Ontology annotation, biological process: tRNA wobble adenosine to inosine editing. The record is from RefSeq and is a predicted model, not a curated record. NCBI's taxonomy places the organism in Eukaryota, Fungi, Ascomycota, Sordariomycetes, Magnaporthales, Pyriculariaceae. Gene Ontology annotation, molecular function: tRNA-specific adenosine-34 deaminase activity.
UCAAUGACCGUCUCGACGAAAAGUGAAGUUUGCAAACAAACGAUGCACGCAAAUCAGGGUCACCUGCACUCAAUCGCCCGCUCGUGGUGGAGACCAGCCUGUAUGACCUGUAGCCAAACGGCCAACCAAUCAAACUCCAAGGAAUUUUUCGCCAGGCGGGUGGGCAACUGGGCAUGCACCAGCAGAGCACAAAAUUAUGGGGCCGGAUGCAAAAACCUUGCAGCGCGGGUUGAAAUGACUGAGUGAUACAAAAGUGAGAGAGGCAAAUAAAAACUGGCCCAAUAGUAUUCCAUAGUUACACCUGUCUGGAAAACUAUAACGUGACACCUUUGGCUUGAAUCUAGAGACUCAUCAACGGUGAAGUUUCUUAGAGAGUUUGAAUUCUUUUUUUUUUUUUUUUUGCUGCUUGUGGUUGUGCGGGAGCGGCAUUGCGCAUUUGCUGUGUGCGUGCGUGCAGCUGCUCCGCGCCGACUGGAAGUGGCACCGGGAGUUACAUCCCCCGUUUGUUCUCUUGCCCACCUAAAGGCACCGUUUGAUGGGGCUUAGGGAUUACGCUUGAUUCCAUUUGCGCCUUGUCUAUACUCGGAACUAUUGCUUCCUAUAGUGAUCAAGCAAAGGAGGAGUCUAGUGGAAGUGUGUCGAAAGAAGUGAGGGACAAAGAGGACAAAUUUGAAAAGGAAACAAACAGGUGGUGCGUACGAGGGGGUUCUUAAAAGGAGGAGCAGGAGUGAGCAUCAGGGAAGAAGAACGGGCCUUGGAUUCUCAACGCUCAAACCGUUGCUGGUAUCAAAAUGUCGCUCAGACCUGAUUCCCCGGGCGGCGGAAGGAGUGACGGGCAGAUGCUUUCCGCAAAUGGCACCGGCAGUGGGAGUGGCAGUGGGAGUGGGAGCAGUCACGGUCAGGUCCCUAGCACGCGUCGUCUAUCAACGUCACGGCAAGACCUCCCCAGUUCUGAUCAAAAAGACGGCCACCAGGCAUUGAGAAAGUCGUCGUCUCCACCUCCAAAAUCACCCCGAGCUCAGAACAGCCCGCCAGCAAAGUCUCGAUUCACCAAGUUCUUCCGUUGGCUGUUUAGCCCAUUCGCCAACUUCUUCAUUACCAUCUACAAUAUCUUUUUCCGCCGCAUACCAAAGCCUAAAGCUCUUUUGGAUGAGGAUCAAGAAGCAAAGAUGGAGAAUCGAGGACCCGGCGCCAGCAACAUCAACGAUCGGCAGACCAAGGAGAAUGUCAACCCCAGACUCAAUCAUGCGGUUGCCAACCUUACCAUACGGGACGCCGCCGCACCCGUGUUUCCGCCUGUUAAAUCAACCGUCGUCCCACUCGUGCCUGUAGUGCCGGCCGGAGCGCCACUGAAGUCGGUUGGCAUCUUUGAGGAGGAGGAUGAGGAUCCAGCCCGCAAGGCCGAGCGAGCCAUUCACCAGGGCUUUAUUGAAGAAGCUCUUGAUAUGGCUCGCCUUGCUCUCAAAACAAACGAGACGCCGGUCGGCUGCGUUCUGGUCUACAGAGGACGUGUCAUUGCCAGAGGCAUGAACGCAACCAACAUCACACGGAACGGCACCAGGCACGCAGAAUACAUGGCACUCUCCUCUCUCUUCGGCACUAAGCCCGAUGCACCGCCACCUUCACAUCCUAGCUGCAAGCAUGAGGUUGACGACCCUGGCGAGUGGGACGCUGUCGACGUCACCAAGAGCUACUUGUAUCCCUACGGCCAGAAGCUACACCCUUCGCCUCAUGUCACGGCAUCUAUUGUCCAGGAGAGCACCCUGUAUGUGACGGUCGAGCCAUGUGUCAUGUGUGCCUCGCUACUGAAGCAGCUGAAAAUCAAGAAGGUUUACUUUGGCGCUGUCAAUGACAAGUUUGGUGGCACUGGCGGCGUGUUCCGCAUCCAUAAAAAUUCCACCUCGGUCAAAGAUACUCCGUCACAGCCAACACGAAGGGUUAUGGGCGGUCGGCUCAUGCGCGUCAAUCGAGAUGGCAGCAGGUAUAGUAUAAAUGCUCUCGAUGAUGACACUGCGCCACCCACCCAACACGCCGGAUCAUCUGCUGGCCAACAGCAGUAUCUCCAACCCACAUCGUCUUCGGUGUCCUCGACUGGAGUUAUGACACCUCCCUCGUCGGCUUCGUCUCCUGGUCCGGUUCGCUCCAUGUACCAGAUGGGAGAGCACGCACAAGCAAACCAGAAAUGGGCGAUCAAUCCCAAGCCGGCAGCCGAUGCGCCCACAAGCCACUAUGAAGGGGACGGUGGCAACGUCGAGAACGGCUAUGAGGCCGAGGGAGGUUGGGGUCGCGAUGAAGCCGUGACAUUACUGCGGCAGUUCUAUGUCCAGGAAAAUGGGCGCGCGCCUGUGCCGCGGAAGAAGGAAGGAAGAGCAGCACGUCUAGCCGCCCUGAUGGAGAAGGACGGCAUGAGCCCUGAUAUCGACCUCAAGGUCGCGACCAACGUACCGGCUUCAGCGCCUGCGACGGUUGCUGGCACUCCUGUGGAGGAAAAGGAUGAAGAUGCGGCGGGCAUGGAUAUGGAUGGCGGUGGUGACGUCCUGGAAGUUCCAACUCCCAUGUCGGAGGUCGCUUAGAUGGUGCCCCCGAUUUCUAUGUGAUCCACGCCCUGCGCGAUUUGAUGAGGCUGUGAGAAGAAAUUGCAUAGUUAUGGCGCUUGGGGUUUUCGUUUGGGGGAAUGGUCGAGAACGAUGUGAUUCCGUUAUCUCGGUUUGGCGGCAUGUUUUAUUUUGAUUUAUUUUGCAUUGGUUUGGUUCGGUCAACUUCUAUUUUUGCUAGUAGAAAAACCUUUUACUCGUUGGACUUUAGGAUUAAAAGUCUUGAAUUCCAGUCUCCCCUUUUAGUUCACGGGGUCUCGUUCCGCCGCCGGCAGGGUCAUUCGCAUCAUCGCCGUCAUCGUCCCACUGUGGCACCUCAUUGUCGAACCAUGCAUCCUCGGCAUCUUGUCGCUCAAUUUCAUCAUAAUCUUCAUUCUCGU